Messenger RNA from Callithrix jacchus (white-tufted-ear marmoset), 1304 nucleotides. It is a transcript of the gene MAGEB4, whose product is annotated as MAGE family member B4. Gene Ontology annotation, biological process: negative regulation of transcription by RNA polymerase II. The record is from RefSeq and is a predicted model, not a curated record. Gene Ontology annotation, cellular component: nucleus. Lineage: Eukaryota; Metazoa; Chordata; Mammalia; Primates; Cebidae.
GGUUGGCAAGCUGCAGCCUAAGGCACAUUGUAACUUCCUCAGCUGAGUUCUCAGGGGACAGAAUGACGAAGAACAAUAGCCCAGUCAAUACUUAGAGCAGUGUUCUCAAGGAAUCCUGCAGAGACGGUUUCUGAAAAGCCAAGGUAGUAUCUGCCUACUAAAGGUGUUCUCAGGAUCUCAAUCUCUCUUCUCCAGGCACCAUAUCACCUGCCCUUCUGGCUACUCUCCUACCUGUUGUGCCUAAUCACAGCUAUCAUGCCUCGAGGUCAGAAGAGUAAGCUCCGUGCCCGUGAGAAACGCCAGCGGACCCGUGGUCAGACCCAGGAUACCAAGGUUGCUCAGGCCACUGCAGCAGAGAAAGAAGAGUCUCAUUCCUCUUCCUCAUCUGUUUUGGGGGAUAUUCCCUCCAGCUCCCCUGCUGCUGGCAUUCUGCAGAGGCCUCAGAGAGCACUACCCACCACUGGUGCUGCAGCUAUGUCAUGCACUGGAUCUGAUGAAAGUGACAAGAGCCAAGGUGAGGAAAAGGCAAGUUCCUUCCAGGCCUCAACAUCCACUGAGAGCUCAAUCAAAGAUCCUAUAACCAGGAAGACGAAGAUGUUGGUGCAGUUCCUGCUGUACAAGUAUAAAAUGAAAGAGCCCACUACAAAGGCAGAAAUGCUGAAGAUCAUCAGCAAAAAGUACAAGGAGCACUUCCCUGAGAUCUUCAGCAGAGCCUCUCAGCGCAUGGAGCUGGUCUUUGGCCUUUCCUUGAAGGAAGUCAACCCGACCAGUCACUCCUACACCAUUGUCAGCUUGCUGAAUCCCACCAACGAUGGAAACGAGAGCAGUUCCUGGAAAUAUCCAAGGAAUGGGCUUCUGAUGCCUCUACUGAGUGUGAUCUUCUUAAGUGGCAACUGUGCCAGUGAAGAGGAAAUCUGGGAAUUCCUGAAUGUUUUGGGGAUCUAUGAUGGUAAGAGGCAUAUCAUCUUUGGGGAUGCCCGAAAGCUUAUCUCCCAAGAUCUGGUGCAGGAAGAAUAUCUGGAGUACAAGCAGGUGCCCAACAGUGAUCCCCCACGCUAUCAAUUCCUGUGGGGUCCAAGAGCCUAUGCUGAAACCAGCAAGAUGAAAGUCCUAGAGUUUUUGGCCAAGGUGAAUGAUACCAUCCCCAGUAACUUCCCACUCCUUUAUGAAGAGGCUUUGAGAGAUGAAGAAGAGAAAGCCAAAGCCCGGCCCAGAGUUGCAGCCAGGCGUGGCACUACUGCCAUGACUAGUGCACAUUCAAGGGACACAUCCAGCAGCUCUUCCCACCCCAUGUGAGAUCUAAG